GGAUCGCGUCACUGAUAAAACUCGAAACGGCGGAGAUCAGCGACCGAAAAGAAACGGCGAUCAUCCGAUUAAAAACGUAACCGAAGGGAACACGAUGGUGCUGUGGGAGAUAACGCUGGGAACAGCCUACUUCUUGGGGCUGAGGCGGACUUAUAGGCUCGCCUUGAAGAUCCAACGUCGGGUUGUUGGUCCCAAGCAUCCAAAAAUCCGUCAGUUUCUUCAUCGGAGGACUCGUAAAAUCUUCGAUGUGGCAGUUUCGGUUCACAAGAACAUACAGCAGAGAGACAUUGAAGUUGGUCGGAAUCUCGGCAACUGGAUUCUCCGUUGGCUCGACCGGAUUAAACCAGCUGCUCAGAUCCGUACUCGACCUGAACCAAACUCCAACGUCGGCAAGGCAAAAAGGCUAUCGGAUUCGGCUCGUCCCAGAUCAAACACGACGCAGAGUCCACCGAAACGUGAAUCCGAUAGGCAUUUGUUCUCUUCGCUGAAACACUUCCAGCACAGGCCUUUCCCGACGAUGAUCCAGCCUCCUAGACCUAAUGGAAUUACUACUCAGUACAGACAUUACAGCGCCGGUGUAGCCGCCAGUCUGAUUUCUCCGAGCUAUGUAAGAGGCAGCGGGUUCGUUGGUGUAAUCAGGAAGGACAUUUUGCAGUGGAUGUUACAGAGAUGACGACCAAGCAGAAAAAUCCCCAACAUCUUUUCUUUUAACGACAUAGUUUAGCACCUUUGUACUUGUUAAUUCCAGAAACUAAUGUGAUUGUGGAUCGUUUCGGAAGUAUGUCUCAACCUCUUUCAUCGUCAAGAAUCUGCGACCAAUGAUGUAAAGUUUCCAAGUGUGAAUAACGAUCACUUUGCCAGCA
Raphanus sativus (radish) is the source of this 863-nucleotide messenger RNA. RefSeq lists its product as uncharacterized. The transcript has 2 exons. The record is from RefSeq and is a predicted model, not a curated record. Lineage: Eukaryota; Viridiplantae; Streptophyta; Magnoliopsida; Brassicales; Brassicaceae. The coding region runs from base 95 to 673 and encodes 192 amino acids.